AUGGGGGCCCGUGCUGUUGUGACCGACGCCAACAUCUCAUCCAGCCUUGAGAGCAACACCACGGGCAUUACGGCCUUCUCCAUGUCCGGCUGGCUGCUGGCCCUGUGGGCCGUCGCCUACCUGGCCCUGGUGUUGGUGGCCGUGACGGGCAAUGCCACGGUCAUCUGGAUCAUCCUGGCCCAUCAGAGAAUGCGCACAGUCACCAACUACUUCAUUGUCAACUUGGCCCUGGCUGACCUCUGCAUGGCCGCCUUCAACACCGCCUUCAAUUUCGUCUACGCCAGCCACAACAUCUGGUACUUCGGCCGUGCCUUCUGCUACUUCCAGAACCUCUUCCCCAUCACGGCCAUGUUCGUCAGCAUCUACUCCAUGACUGCCAUCGCCAUUGACAGGUACGUGGCCAUCGUCCACCCCUUCCAGCCGCGGCUCUCGGGCCCCCACACCAGAGCGGUGAUUGUCGGCAUCUGGCUGCUGGCCCUGGCCCUCGCCUUCCCCCAGUGCUUCUACUCCACCGUCACCACGGACCAGGGCGCCACCAAGUGUGUGGUGGUCUGGCCUGAGGGCAACGGCAGCAAGAUGCUCCUUUUGUACCACCUCGUGGUGAUCGCCCUCAUCUACGUGCUGCCUCUCGUGGUGAUGCUCCUCGCCUAUAGCGUCAUCGGCCUCACGCUCUGGAGACGCGAGGUUCCCGGGCACCAGGUGCACGGCGCUAGCCUGCGCCACCUGCAGGCCAAGAGGAAGUUCGUGAAGACCAUGGUGCUGGUGGUGGUGACGUUUGCCAUCUGCUGGCUGCCCUACCACUUCUACUUCAUCCUGGGCAGCUUCCAGGAGGACAUCUACUACCACAAGUUCAUCCAGCAGGUGUACCUGGCGCUCUUCUGGCUGGCCAUGAGCUCCACCAUGUACAAUCCCAUCAUCUACUGCUGCCUCAACCACAGGUUUCGCUCUGGAUUCCGGCUUGCUUUCCGUUGCUGCCCGUGGGUCACACCGACUGAGGAAGAUAAGAUUCAGCUGACUCACUCUCCAUCCCUUUCUAGGAGGGUCAACAUGUGUCACACUAAAGAGAUUUCUUUCAUGGCUGGGGAUACUGCCCCCUCUCAGGCUACCAAUGGGCAGGCCAUUCCCCAAGAUGGGGUACCUACUGAACCCUGA
Messenger RNA from Odobenus rosmarus divergens (Pacific walrus), 1152 nucleotides. It is a transcript of the gene TACR2, whose product is annotated as tachykinin receptor 2. NCBI's taxonomy places the organism in Eukaryota, Metazoa, Chordata, Mammalia, Carnivora, Odobenidae. The record is from RefSeq and is a predicted model, not a curated record. Gene Ontology annotation, cellular component: sperm midpiece; plasma membrane. Gene Ontology annotation, molecular function: substance K receptor activity. Gene Ontology annotation, biological process: G protein-coupled receptor signaling pathway; positive regulation of flagellated sperm motility.